This is a messenger RNA of Gymnogyps californianus (California condor), 2277 nucleotides long. It is a transcript of the gene GLA, whose product is annotated as galactosidase alpha. Gene Ontology annotation, molecular function: alpha-galactosidase activity. Gene Ontology annotation, cellular component: cytoplasm. The record is from RefSeq and is a predicted model, not a curated record. The coding region runs from base 1 to 1236 and encodes 411 amino acids. The transcript has 7 exons. Lineage: Eukaryota; Metazoa; Chordata; Aves; Accipitriformes; Cathartidae. Gene Ontology annotation, biological process: oligosaccharide metabolic process; glycosylceramide catabolic process; glycoside catabolic process.
AUGGCGGCGGUGCGGCGGGCACUGCCCUGGGCCCUGGCGGCGGCGGCGCUGGCGGCGGCGCUGGCGCUGGACAACGGGCUGGCGCGGACGCCGCCGAUGGGCUGGCUGCACUGGGAGCGCUUCCUCUGCGGCACCGACUGCGCCACCGACCCGCGCCGCUGCGUCAGCGAGUGGCUCUUCGUGGAGAUGGCCGACGUGAUGGCUGCCGAGGGCUGGAGGGACGCAGGCUACGAGUUUCUCUGCAUUGACGACUGCUGGAUGGCCCCGACGCGGGAUGAACGUGGCAGGCUCCAGGCUGACCCAAAACGGUUCCCCAGCGGGAUCCGCAAGCUGGCUGACUACGUCCACUCCAAGGGCCUGAAGCUGGGAAUCUACAGUGAUGUCGGGAACAAGACAUGUGCUGGCUUCCCUGGCAGUUACAACCACUAUGACCUGGACGCCCAAACGUUCGCCUCCUGGGGCGUGGACCUGCUGAAGUUUGAUGGCUGCAACUCUGGCACGCUGGAGCUGCUGGCAGAAGGUUACAGGCACAUGUCUCUGGCCCUGAACAAGACUGGAAGGAGCAUUGUGUACUCCUGUGAGUGGCCUUUCUACUUGAGGCCCAUGCAGCAGCCCAAUUACACGGAGAUCAAACAGUACUGCAAUCACUGGAGGAACUUUUUUGAUGUCUAUGAUUCCUGGAGCAGCAUCAAGAGUAUCUUGGACUGGACAGCACUUCACCAGGACAGCAUUGUGAAGAUAGCUGGGCCAGGGGGCUGGAAUGAUCCUGACAUGCUGGUGAUUGGAAACUUUGGACUCAGCUGGGACCAGGCAGUGACUCAGAUGGCAAUGUGGGCUAUUAUGGCAGCUCCCCUCUUCAUGUCCAACGACCUGCGGCACAUUAGUCCUGAUGCCAAGUGGCUGCUCCAGAACAAAGAGGUGAUCGCCAUCAACCAGGAUCCGCUGGGCAAGCAGGGAUACCAGAUCACCAAGGACAAGAACUUUGAGCUGUGGGAGCGGCCCCUGUCUGGCCAAGCCUAUGCUGUGGCGGUGCUGAACCAGCAGGAGAUUGGGGGACCCCAGAACUUCACCUUCUCCCUCACCUUCCUUGGCAAUGGGCUAGCCUGCAACCCAGCAUGCUCUGUCCAGCAGAUCCUGCCAGCCAGCAGGGACUGGGGGGUUUACAGCUGGGUCUCCUCCCUGAGCGUGGAGGUGAACCCAACAGGCACUGUGCUACUGAAAGUAGUGGCACUGUAGGAGGUGCAAAGGCAAUCUUUUCGUAAGCCUCAGACUCUGUCUAAACUUCUUGUCACAAGAAGCCUGUCUCCUUCCUCCAAGCGGGGUGCCUUUGUUCUCUCCUCAGGCGUUCACUACUCAAGUGCUUCUACGUGGACUUUGAACCUUGAGACUAAUGUGACAAAUACCCAUCACUCCAUCACCAAGAGAUAACAGAGAAAGGGGUGCUGCUUCUCUUCUGUUUACCCUUUUUCUAGCAUCUCACCUAACUCCUUCUCCAAGGGGCUGUAAGGGCCCCAGCAGGGCAACAACUCCUGUUAAUGCCCGCUGCCAACCAAAGAAAUGCAAAGGAUACAUGCAGCAUCUUACAGCUCUCCUUGAGCAUUUCAGGGACAAUAAGGAAACACACCCUGGCUGCCUUGCUCUUGCUUUGCCAGGCUGGGGCACACAGUCCAAGAACAAGAAAAGCUGCUCCUACCCUGCUGAAGAAACCCAACACUCUCCUCAGAGCAUGGACAUCUACUUCCACCUUCUGACAACUCAGGGACUGGCCUAAAUCACUGCACUUCUUAACAACUGCUUUCUUUACAGCUGCCUGCUUAGUAUAAAUGUGAUUAAGUAUCAUGCCUUAGGACUCAGCUUUUGAGGGUUUCUCCUUACCCCAGGAGUCUUCCUUACCCCAGGAGUCUUCCUCCCACCAGUGGCUGUCACUUCCCUUUAGAUGACAAUUCCCUCUCCACCCUUCAUGGGGCCACUGGGGUCCCCUUCCUCAGUGAGCUGCCUUCCAGAAAUACCUGUGUGCUUAGUUUCCACUGCUGGCAGUAGCCUUUAGGUUGAAUAACACAGGUCCUUCUGAGACAGGAGAUGGAUACUUAAUCACUUAUGCAACCAUCCCGUACAACUAUGUUCUCUUCUGACUACUACACAAUCAGGAUGUCUUGAUUUGUUCUUACUUCUGUGAUUAAGCACUUCGAUUAAAAUGUCCCUUAAAAAGGCUAAGCUUUUUCUUAGUUCCACUGUACAGGAGUACAGCGUGGUAUCUGAAAUUAAAUCAGGUUUUAG